UCAGCUUGAAAAUGUCAACGAAGUAGGGCAGAUGGCUACGGAUAGCAUGCCGGCCCAGGGCCCAUAUCGCAAGACAUUCCAGAAACUUUUGCAACAAUUCGUGGCAAAGAAGUUCAGAUGCGGUAGAGGCGACGACGUUGCCACUGGAGCAUACAUGCCGGUAGCGAGGUCAGCCAGACCGAGUGCGGCACCGUCGUCCAGACCGAGCGAGGCGCGUACGAGCCAUGAGCAAUGGGGGGAGGGUCCGAGUACUAGAACGACAUUGCCACGACAUGACUCAUCUCUGCCACUGCAUCGCUCUUCUUCGAUGCAGCUUCGUCAGGGGCAAACAUCUCAGGACCAUGGCACGGGCUUGGAUUCGAUGCCCGAGCAGUUUCUUUCCCCUAACCCAUAUGUGUACACAGGAUAUGAUGCAUACACCCAAGGUGAGGGAUCUCAGCCGUUUCUCUCCACGCGAGGGAUCCCCAUGCCCGAGGAGACUCGUGUACCAGAUUUAAACCAGCACCAAGUACAAUGGCCAGACAGUAUAGGAGAGGGAUAUGCUCAGGACACACCUGAUGUUAAUUGGGGCGAUGAGAACACCCAACGCGGCGUCAACACAGGCCUCCGGGGAGCAUCACAUGAUCAUGGCGUCAACACAGGCCUCCGGGGAGCAUCACAUGAUCUUGGCGACACGGUUACAUCAUUAGUUACAGAGUUCUUCGGAGGGGAUGUUAUUGGCCCAUCUUUUAUCCCCCCGGAGUCACAACCAUACGCCUACAAUUACGCUUCAGGUUCACAACAAGGAUUCGCGACUCCACCACCUACGCAGGACUCGCAGACACAUGAAGCCGAAGUGGAGUACGGCCGCGGUCUUCGUGUGACCCGGCCACCUAAUCGCUUGUCGCCUUCCGGUCGUAAGGAAAGGCCAGGUGGUCGUCGUUAAGUACGGUGAUUCAUCUAUGCACGUGCGCGACCCAUUGUAUCUAUAUAUGUGUGUAUCAGACUUUUCGAUUUGAACAUCUAUGUUUGCUGAAAUAAAAAUGCACCAGUCAACGCU
Triticum aestivum (bread wheat) is the source of this 1039-nucleotide messenger RNA. RefSeq lists its product as uncharacterized. Bases 32 to 925 code for a protein of 297 amino acids. The record is from RefSeq and is a predicted model, not a curated record. The transcript is spliced from 2 exons. Lineage: Eukaryota; Viridiplantae; Streptophyta; Magnoliopsida; Poales; Poaceae.